This is a messenger RNA of Cucurbita maxima (winter squash), 756 nucleotides long. Its product is annotated as ethylene-responsive transcription factor ERF071-like. Gene Ontology annotation, molecular function: DNA binding; DNA-binding transcription factor activity. The record is from RefSeq and is a predicted model, not a curated record. Bases 22 to 564 code for a protein of 180 amino acids. Gene Ontology annotation, biological process: regulation of DNA-templated transcription; ethylene-activated signaling pathway. The transcript is spliced from 2 exons. NCBI's taxonomy places the organism in Eukaryota, Viridiplantae, Streptophyta, Magnoliopsida, Cucurbitales, Cucurbitaceae.
UCUCUUCCUCACUCCAUCAACAUGUGCGGCGGCGCUAUCAUCUCCGAUCCCGUCGUCGACACCACCUUCUCCGACCUCCUCGGCCUCGGCCUCGACCUCUCCGCCAAUUCUUCACACCCCUCUCAAGUCAAAAUUGAGAACCCCAACGGCUGUGAAGAAGCACCGGCGGCGGCGGCGACGGAGGGAGUGGCUGGUGAAGUCAAGAAGCCUAAAAAAAUUCGCAAAACCAAAUACAGAGGAAUCCGGCAGCGGCCGUGGGGAAAAUGGGCCGCUGAGAUUCGAGACCCACAAAAGGGCCUCCGUGUUUGGCUCGGUACCUACAACACCGCUGAAGAAGCUGCCAUAGCUUACGACCAAGCCGCGGUAAGAAUCAGAGGCAAAAAGGCCAAACUCAACUUCCCUCACCCACCGCCGCCGCCGCAACAACAUCUCCCACCAAACAACAUCGAACCCACCUUGGAAUCAUUUUUGGGUCUCUACCCCUCGCCCUCGGUGGAGCCCUCGGCCGACCUCUGGUGGGUCGAUGAUCUUCUCAUAUAUCAACAACAAAAUUUUCAACUCUAAAAAUUCCCAAAGCCAUUAAAAAUUUGACAACUAAAAUAAAUAAAUAGAUGUCAGAUUUUAACUACGAACUCAUCCAUCCAUCGAAAGGUUACAUAUUUUAGUUACAAUAUGGUAUGUUAAUGAGAUAUAAUGUUAUGAAUGAGACAAAAGUUUAUAAAAAUUAAGAUAUUAAAUUGGGUGUGUUUUUGUGAA